Molecule: messenger RNA, 1416 nt
Organism: Symbiodinium natans
Lineage: Eukaryota; Dinophyceae; Suessiales; Symbiodiniaceae
Source: the annotation of a GenBank genome assembly
AUGGGUUUCUGGGGCGGACUCUGGAAGGGGAUCAAGGCGUUGGGCGGCUUCGUUGCCCGUGGCUUUGGAUGGACCUCGAAACAGAUCCAGGCGCCCGCUGUGAAUCUCCCUCGGGAGCCAAAGCCUUUGCAGGUAAACCCCCCACCAGUAGUUGUGAAUCAGCCGCCUGUCAGCGGGAUAGUCGACGAGCUGAAGCAUCUUCGCAACACAUUGGUCCAUGAGUUGCAUCAGAUUCGCGACACGCUGGCCACGCCAGAGCCAAAACUGCCAUUCGAUGUGGUGGAGCCUUCCCAACCCGGCAAGAUCAACGAGAAGGCGUUUGAACAUCUUGUGGGAAUGCCAGACCAGCAGCUUCGUCUCGAGGUGGUAUCGUCGAUGAUGUGGCAUCAUUGGCGCAAGGCAGAGUCCAUCAUGCGCAUGGAGUCUAGGCAGAGGGUGGCGCUCAUGCUCUUUACCGGGCCCAUGGGCACAGGCAAGACGGCACAUGCGAGAGCAUUGGCUGACUUCUUGGGCAUCCCGUGCAUCUUAAUGAACUCGAAGAAUGCCACCUUCGUCGGAUCCGACGGUUUGUCCAUGAUGCACCGGGCACUUGCGUAUGCAUCCAGGUGCAAGUCGGCGGUGAUCUUGCUGGACGAGAUUGACGUCUACGCCAAGGAUGAAGGUGUCAUGGCAGAAAUCAGGAUGGCAGUCGAUGGUGCCACUAAGAUCGAAGACAACGCAAUCCUGUACAUCAUCGGUGCGACUAACAAGGGUAUCGACCAGUUUCCACCAGACUUGCUUCACCGCGUCCUGAUGCAAGUCGAUUUUGGUGGUGGUCCGACCUACAGCCCCAGCCGCCAGGGCUAUGGCUUCAACUCUGCACAGUGCCGCAACUUCUGGGACCGCAAUGCGCAGUGCUUGGCUGAAGACGAGCGGAAGAAGCUGGCCGAGGCAUCGCAGGGCUGCGUUCCACGUGACCUACAGCUUUGGGCCCAGAGGGUGCUUUUGAGUUUCUGCCGCCGGGCCAUGGAGAAAGGCCUGAAUCCUGAUGACAUGGGCAAGCCAUCGCUGAGAGACUUCAUGGAAGCGAAUCCGGACAACAUCACAGGCCGCAAGGCUGCGGCCAUUCUCCCAUGUCUUGACCUGUCCGAGCACCUACGUGAAAAGGUUUUGGAGGUCACAACCUUCCUGCCCGAAUGCCCGGAUGGCGGGCAUGGUCGCAGCCACUACUCCUCCGACACAGGCGAAGUCAAACUCAACGGUGAGCCAGCAAGGAAGUGGUUGAUUGUCGUCACAGCUAUCGACCCAACAGGAGACGAGGUUGUUGUGAGUGCAUACUACGAGUUUCGACCGAAGCGGAUGUCCUGGUUCGCUCGACCUCAAUAUCGCCGUGUAGAACUGGUGAAUCAGCCAACCGUACCAAGCUCAAAACUCUGA